Messenger RNA from Miscanthus lutarioriparius, 834 nucleotides. NCBI's taxonomy places the organism in Eukaryota, Viridiplantae, Streptophyta, Magnoliopsida, Poales, Poaceae. The record is from the annotation of a GenBank genome assembly.
AUGGCUCAGGAGAUGGCUUGUUUCUUCGGCCCUGCUCCACCGGUAGCUGCUGCUCUGUCUCCGUUCCAUGAGGGACAAGCAGGGAGCCAUGGCCAUAGCAGCAGCCGCACUGCUGGGCACACGAGAGGCCACUGGCGGCCAGCCGAGGAUGCCAAGCUCAAGGACCUCGUGGCGCAGUACGGCCCCCAGAACUGGAACCUCAUCGCCAACAAACUCCACGGCAGAUCAGGUAAGAGCUGCCGGCUGCGGUGGUUCAACCAGCUGGACCCGCGGCUCAACCGCAGGCCGUUCUCGGAGGUGGAGGAGGAGCGGCUCCUGGCGGCGCACCGCGCUUACGGCAACAAGUGGGCGCUCAUCGCGCGCCUCUUCCCCGGCCGCACCGACAACGCCGUCAAGAACCAUUGGCACGUCCUCAUGGCGCGCAAGCAGCGGGAGCGGUCCGGCUCCGGCGCGCCCCGACGACGCAAGCCCUCGUCGUCGUCGUCAGCCGUCGCCACCCGCCACCAUGUGUCCUCUCCCAUGCCGUUCCGCGCCGGCAUCCACCCGGAGGCGGCCACCCGUGCCCGUGCGUACAGCGACGGCGAGUCCGAGGAGUCCGUGUCCACCUCCAGCACCGACCUCUCCCUCGGCUCCGUUUGCGGCGCCGUCCCCUGCUUCCACCACCAGAGCUCGUACGACGCCGGCACGACGUGCCUCCUCGGCUCCUCGCCACUGCUGCACUGCAUGCUUUGCUCCGUUCCCUCGCCGGCGCGCCACAGGGCAACGGCCUCCGACGAUGGAUGCGGAAAGCUUGCCCUGCCCUUCUUCGACUUCCUGGGCGUUGGCGCGACAUGA